UGAUUUUUGAUUGUCCUGCAUUCACUGGGUAUCGUGGUUAUUGUGGAUCGGCAUAUGGGAGUACGUAUGAUGGCUUACCGAUCUUUGGAAUCGCUGCCCUUGCGGCCGAGCGUAUUGACUCGAUCGUUACCAGCGGAUGCUUACACUGCAACUAUUACCGAUCUACAAGCAUCGGACCGUCUGCUGCGUGUGUCACGACCUGUUCAGAACAGUGUAUUUUCCUUUAUUCCUCCGGAAUCAGCUCCAGAUCCUAAAACUCUGGCAGUUUCGUCGACGGCAUUGCGGGAUCUGGAAGUGGAUCCAGAAGUGACUCAAACCGACGAAUUUGCACAAGUAUUUUCAGGAAAUAAACUCCUUGGAAACACUCGACCGUGGGCCCUAUGUUAUGCUGGACAUCAGUUUGGCUUUUUUGCCGGCCAACUUGGUGAUGGUCGUGCGAUUUCAUUGUUUGAGACCGAAAACUCCAAAGGCGAUCGGUGGGAAAUCCAAUUAAAGGGCGCCGGUCGCACGCCUUACUCGAGAUUCGGUGAUGGAUACGCGGUAUUGCGCUCGAGUAUUCGAGAAUUCCUCAUGUCAGAACAUAUGCAUGCACUGCGUAUCCCUACAACACGCGCCUUGGCAUUGAUAGGCACCAGUCGCCAAGUAUUCCGAGAAGAUGCACCUGCAGAUGUGGCGCAACCUGAACGUGGGGCCAUUGUGGCUCGCUUUGCGCCUUCAUGGUUACGUUUUGGCAAUUUUGAGAUUUUUUAUUCCCGCGACGAUUAUGAUAAUGUCCGCGCAUUAGCCGACUAUGCUAUCAAAGAAGUUGUAAAGGAAGAGGGUGAAGAUGACUCAAGCAAUGGCAAUCGCUAUGAACGCUUUUUCCGACGCAUUGCCAAGAACACGGCGAAAAUGGUGGCCGAAUGGCAAGCAAUCGGCUUUAAUCAUGGCGUUAUGAAUACAGAUAAUAUGUCUCUCCUUGGAUUAACGUUGGAUUAUGGACCAUUUCAAAUGCUUGACUUUUACGAACCAGGAUACAUCUGCAAUCAUACCGACACAGGCGGACAAUAUGCGUUCAAGCGCCAGCCUACGGUGUGUAUUUUCAAUCUGUUCAAGCUUGGUGUGCCUUUAUUUGAAUUGAUUGGUGCCGGAAAUGAAGUUGACAGCUUGGUAUUCCCGUCAGCGGAUGAAACUAAACAGCGGUCCAAUGUCACUAGCGAAGGCACCAGGGCAGAAUAUCGAGAAACUGGCAAGGAAACUGUUACCAAGCUCCUCAGCGAAGAGUUCUCCGAUUGGUUUAUGGACCAUCUUGCCCACAAAAUGCAACUCAAGUUGGGAUUGACGAAAAAGCAAAAUGCCGAAGCAGAUAUGCAAGAUCUCAUUAUUCCUCUUUUGGACUGGAUGACCGAGCAUAAGAUCGAUUAUCAUCGAUUUUUCAGAUCAUUAUCCAAUUACCGCACGACUGAAGCAGGGGAAGAUGGGGAUGCUUGUUCUGCUAUUCAAGAUCAACUGGAUAUCGUACCGCAAGACGCUUCAAAUCUUGAAGAAUCAAAGCAAUCUUUAACGCCCUGGCUAGCCAUGUAUCGCCAUCGACUUUUGGAAGAAGGCGCUCAAGACAAUGAAAGAAAGCAACGCAUGGAUUCGGUCAACCCUCGUUUUGUGUUGCGCAACUGGAUUGCUCAAGAUGUGAUUAGCGCCUUUGAUAACAAAUCCGAAGAUGAAGCUGUUAGCAUCCUUCAAGCUUGUUUGCGGGCAUGUGCCAAUCCUUACCAGGACAAAUAUGACGAUGCGUGUGUGGAAACAUGGAUUAACACUCCAACACCAGAGUGGGCACAAAAUCUCAAAUGUUCAUGCAGCUCAUAAAGCUGAUCCGAAUAACUAGAACGGGCGGUAUUUUGUUAAACACUUCGCUCUUCUACUUUUAUCAUUUUCAUCUCCUUGACACCUUGCCAAAUAAACAGUUUAUUUUAAGUGUAU
Molecule: messenger RNA, 1956 nt
Organism: Radiomyces spectabilis
Lineage: Eukaryota; Fungi; Mucoromycota; Mucoromycetes; Mucorales; Radiomycetaceae
Exons: 8
Coding region: 55-1842 (595 amino acids)
Source: RefSeq, a predicted model, not a curated record